Mizuhopecten yessoensis (Yesso scallop) is the source of this 5237-nucleotide messenger RNA. RefSeq names its product pyridoxine-5'-phosphate oxidase-like. Gene Ontology annotation, biological process: pyridoxine biosynthetic process; pyridoxal 5'-phosphate biosynthetic process. The transcript is spliced from 6 exons. Bases 3733 to 4281 code for a protein of 182 amino acids. Lineage: Eukaryota; Metazoa; Mollusca; Bivalvia; Pectinida; Pectinidae. The record is from RefSeq and is a predicted model, not a curated record. Gene Ontology annotation, molecular function: pyridoxamine phosphate oxidase activity; FMN binding.
GCUACAGCCACUAAGUAGGUAUCAGUCAGGUUAGGUCAGUAAUAGAGUCAAGGAAUCAAACAGUUUGAGAACUGGUUUAACCUAGCACGCUCUCACCCACAGAUAGAGGAAGCCAAUGCUAUGUCUCUAGCUACAGCCACUAAGUAGGUAUCAGUCAGGUUAGGUCAGUAAUAGAGUCAAGGAAUCAAACAGUUUGAGAACUGGUUUAACCUAGCACGCUCUCACCCACAGAUAGAGGAAGCCAAUGCUAUGUCUCUAGCUACAGCCACUAAGUAGGUAUCAGUCAGGUUAGGUCAGUAAUAGAGUCAAGGAAUCAAACAGUUUGAGAACUGGUUUAACCUAGCACGCUCUCACCCACAGAUAGAGGAAGCCAAUGCUAUGUCUCUAGCUACAGCCACUAAGUAGGUAUCAGUCAGGUUAGGUCAGUAAUAGAGUCAAGGAAUCAAACAGUUUGAGAACUGGUUUAACCUAGCACGCUCUCACCCACAGAUAGAGGAAGCCAAUGCUAUGUCUCUAGCUACAGCCACUAAGUAGGUAUCAGUCAGGUUAGGUCAGUAAUAGAGUCAAGGAAUCAAACAGUUUGAGAACUGGUUUAACCUAGCACGCUCUCACCCACAGAUAGAGGAAGCCAAUGCUAUGUCUCUAGCUACAGCCACUAAGUAGGUAUCAGUCAGGUUAGGUCAGUAAUAGAGUCAAGGAAUCAAACAGUUUGAGAACUGGUUUAACCUAGCACGCUCUCACCCACAGAUAGAGGAAGCCAAUGCUAUGUCUCUAGCUACAGCCACUAAGUAGGUAUCAGUCAGGUUAGGUCAGUAAUAGAGUCAAGGAAUCAAACAGUUUGAGAACUGGUUUAACCUAGCACGCUCUCACCCACAGAUAGAGGAAGCCAAUGCUAUGUCUCUAGCUACAGCCACUAAGUAGGUAUCAGUCAGGUUAGGUCAGUAAUAGAGUCAAGGAAUCAAACAGUUUGAGAACUGGUUUAACCUAGCACGCUCUCACCCACAGAUAGAGGAAGCCAAUGCUAUGUCUCUAGCUACAGCCACUAAGUAGGUAUCAGUCAGGUUAGGUCAGUAAUAGAGUCAAGGAAUCAAACAGUUUGAGAACUGGUUUAACCUAGCACGCUCUCACCCACAGAUAGAGGAAGCCAAUGCUAUGUCUCUAGCUACAGCCACUAAGUAGGUAUCAGUCAGGUUAGGUCAGUAAUAGAGUCAAGGAAUCAAACAGUUUGAGAACUGGUUUAACCUAGCACGCUCUCACCCACAGAUAGAGGAAGCCAAUGCUAUGUCUCUAGCUACAGCCACUAAGUAGGUAUCAGUCAGGUUAGGUCAGUAAUAGAGUCAAGGAAUCAAACAGUUUGAGAACUGGUUUAACCUAGCACGCUCUCACCCACAGAUAGAGGAAGCCAAUGCUAUGUCUCUAGCUACAGCCACUAAGUAGGUAUCAGUCAGGUUAGGUCAGUAAUAGAGUCAAGGAAUCAAACAGUUUGAGAACUGGUUUAACCUAGCACGCUCUCACCCACAGAUAGAGGAAGCCAAUGCUAUGUCUCUAGCUACAGCCACUAAGUAGGUAUCAGUCAGGUUAGGUCAGUAAUAGAGUCAAGGAAUCAAACAGUUUGAGAACUGGUUUAACCUAGCACGCUCUCACCCACAGAUAGAGGAAGCCAAUGCUAUGUCUCUAGCUACAGCCACUAAGUAGGUAUCAGUCAGGUUAGGUCAGUAAUAGAGUCAAGGAAUCAAACAGUUUGAGAACUGGUUUAACCUAGCACGCUCUCACCCACAGAUAGAGGAAGCCAAUGCUAUGUCUCUAGCUACAGCCACUAAGUAGGUAUCAGUCAGGUUAGGUCAGUAAUAGAGUCAAGGAAUCAAACAGUUUGAGAACUGGUUUAACCUAGCACGCUCUCACCCACAGAUAGAGGAAGCCAAUGCUAUGUCUCUAGCUACAGCCACUAAGUAGGUAUCAGUCAGGUUAGGUCAGUAAUAGAGUCAAGGAAUCAAACAGUUUGAGAACUGGUUUAACCUAGCACGCUCUCACCCACAGAUAGAGGAAGCCAAUGCUAUGUCUCUAGCUACAGCCACUAAGUAGGUAUCAGUCAGGUUAGGUCAGUAAUAGAGUCAAGGAAUCAAACAGUUUGAGAACUGGUUUAACCUAGCACGCUCUCACCCACAGAUAGAGGAAGCCAAUGCUAUGUCUCUAGCUACAGCCACUAAGUAGGUAUCAGUCAGGUUAGGUCAGUAAUAGAGUCAAGGAAUCAAACAGUUUGAGAACUGGUUUAACCUAGCACGCUCUCACCCACAGAUAGAGGAAGCCAAUGCUAUGUCUCUAGCUACAGCCACUAAGUAGGUAUCAGUCAGGUUAGGUCAGUAAUAGAGUCAAGGAAUCAAACAGUUUGAGAACUGGUUUAACCUAGCACGCUCUCACCCACAGAUAGAGGAAGCCAAUGCUAUGUCUCUAGCUACAGCCACUAAGUAGGUAUCAGUCAGGUUAGGUCAGUAAUAGAGUCAAGGAAUCAAACAGUUUGAGAACUGGUUUAACCUAGCACGCUCUCACCCACAGAUAGAGGAAGCCAAUGCUAUGUCUCUAGCUACAGCCACUAAGUAGGUAUCAGUCAGGUUAGGUCAGUAAUAGAGUCAAGGAAUCAAACAGUUUGAGAACUGGUUUAACCUAGCACGCUCUCACCCACAGAUAGAGGAAGCCAAUGCUAUGUCUCUAGCUACAGCCACUAAGUAGGUAUCAGUCAGGUUAGGUCAGUAAUAGAGUCAAGGAAUCAAACAGUUUGAGAACUGGUUUAACCUAGCACGCUCUCACCCACAGAUAGAGGAAGCCAAUGCUAUGUCUCUAGCUACAGCCACUAAGUAGGUAUCAGUCAGGUUAGGUCAGUAAUAGAGUCAAGGAAUCAAACAGUUUGAGAACUGGUUUAACCUAGCACGCUCUCACCCACAGAUAGAGGAAGCCAAUGCUAUGUCUCUAGCUACAGCCACUAAGUAGGUAUCAGUCAGGUUAGGUCAGUAAUAGAGUCAAGGAAUCAAACAGUUUGAGAACUGGUUUAACCUAGCACGCUCUCACCCACAGAUAGAGGAAGCCAAUGCUAUGUCUCUAGCUACAGCCACUAAGUAGGUAUCAGUCAGGUUAGGUCAGUAAUAGAGUCAAGGAAUCAAACAGUUUGAGAACUGGUUUAACCUAGCACGCUCUCACCCACAGAUAGAGGAAGCCAAUGCUAUGUCUCUAGCUACAGCCACUAAGUAGGUAUCAGUCAGGUUAGGUCAGUAAUAGAGUCAAGGAAUCAAACAGUUUGAGAACUGGUUUAACCUAGCACGCUCUCACCCACAGAUAGAGGAAGCCAAUGCUAUGUCUCUAGCUACAGCCACUAAGUAGGUAUCAGUCAGGUUAGGUCAGUAAUAGAGUCAAGGAAUCAAACAGUUUGAGAACUGGUUUAACCUAGCACGCUCUCACCCACAGAUAGAGGAAGCCAAUGCUAUGUCUCUAGCUACAGCCACUAAGUAGGUAUCAGUCAGGUUAGGUCAGUAAUAGAGUCAAGGAAUCAAACAGUUUGAGAACUGGUUUAACCUAGCACGCUCUCACCCACAGAUAGAGGAAGCCAAUGCUAUGUCUCUAGCUACAGCCACUAAGUAGGUAUCAGUCAGGUUAGGUCAGUAAUAGAGUCAAGGAAUCAAACAGUUUGAGAACUGGUUUAACCUAGCACGCUCUCACCCACAGAUAGAGGAAGCCAAUGCUAUGUCUCUAGCUACAGCCACUAAAAGUGGUAUCCCCUCUGUCCGUAUGGUGCUGAUGAAGGGCUACGAUCCCUCAGGAUUCCAGUUCUUCACCAACCAUAGCAGUCGUAAAGCAUCAGAAAUGAGUGAAAACCCAAACUGUUCUAUAAUGUUUUACUGGGAACCUCUGAAAAGGAGUGUGCGCAUUGAGGGCAAGGUUGAACGCCUCUCUGAAGAAGAUUCUGCGACCUACUUCCACUCCCGGCCUCGUACCAGUCGGUUAGGAUCUAUGAGUAGUGAUCAGAGCACGGUCGUGGAAAGCAGACAGUGUCUAAAGGACAAAUAUGAUGCACUGAUACAGGAAUACGAAGAUGAAAACAAAAUUGUUCCGAAACCGGAAUUUUGGGGAGGUUACCUUGUUAAACCUAGUUCCUUCGAGUUCUGGCAGGGACAGACCAACCGCCUUCAUGAUCGACUCAAGUUUCAUAUUCUUCAGGAUGGAGAAACUGUUGACCCUAAAUUCACACAUCAGGCAGAGGACGGUUGGGUGAUCGAGAGGUUAUCGCCAUGACAACAUGUUAAAGAAAAGUGUUUAAUGUUGAAAUGUUCUUUUGACAUUGAAAUCAUGUGCUAAGAAAUAUUUAUAUUUGAUAUGUGUAUUAGUUCCACCACUGGUGUGAACUGGUAUAAAAGAACUUGACUUCUCCCAGGUCAAGUACUUACCAAAUUUUGAUGGGGCUGGUGCUGGUCUUUCUGUUAAAUUGAAAAGUCAGCGUCUUAAGUCCUUUUGCUAUUUCCGUGUUUGUUGAAUUCUUAUACAGGACAGCUCUUAUUGUAGAAUCUGCUAAGGUUUCCAAUAUUCAGAUGUAACAGAAGGUUGAAUACGCCCUGGUCAUAUUGGCCACAAUUAUUAAAAUACUAAGCUGAAUUUUAUGCAUGCAACCACAACGAUUUAUUGUUUGAUGUAUUUGCAGACCUUUCAAAUUAUUUUAACAAGGGGUACUGUAUUACGAUAGACUUCAACUCUAUGAAUCAAUCACAAGGAGUGUAUCUAUUUAUUGUCUCAACAUUAUUAAACCAGCUUGAAUCUCGAGUACAAUGUACCAAUUAUUUAACAGCCAUUGCAAUAUUGGAGUAAACCAUGAUAAUUUCCAUCUCUCUAGAUCUCACUCCAUAUAUCACCAGUAUUUUACAUUAAUUUGUUAUACAGAAUAUGUCUAUAUUAUACAUGUGGAAUAUAGUUGUGGUAGGCCUUUUUCUGCCCAUCCAUUAUUAAAGUUUCAUAUUACAACUUAUUCAAUAGAAUUAUGUGACCAAGAGUCUUGAUAUUAAUCAUGUCACUAGAUGGGUAAAGACUGUUAGGUCACAGAUGUCUGAGAGUUUCCUAAAACUUUUAAAUAACCAUCAGACCUGUAUUCGUAAUAUUUAUCCAGUUCUCGGUUGUGUUUAUUGUUAAAAUCUUACCUCGACCGACUUUCACAGUUGGGUUAGAUGUGUUAAAAAAAUAAAAUGAUCUCAUCUGAAGAC